Molecule: messenger RNA, 3220 nt
Organism: Athalia rosae (coleseed sawfly)
Lineage: Eukaryota; Metazoa; Arthropoda; Insecta; Hymenoptera; Athaliidae
Exons: 10
Coding region: 291-3176 (961 amino acids)
Biological process (GO): protein ubiquitination
Cellular component (GO): Cul4-RING E3 ubiquitin ligase complex
Source: RefSeq, a predicted model, not a curated record
CAUCUGAAGUAAAGAAAAAGAUUCUACGUAAAUUGAAAUCUGGGUGGAAUUAAAAAUUAAAGAACAAUAAUUAUAUCAUUUUUCAUGCACUACCGACGUUUCUAUACAAUUUUGUCUACGAGCUGCAUAUGUCUAUCGUUGACUCCUGUCAACGUUUGUAUGCUGGGUGCAGCUGGGUGCUUUUUAUGAAGGGCUAGAGAGACGUGAGCGACCCAGCGUUCUGUGAGAGGGGUUGUCCGCGUCUUGUCUUAAUAUACGUCUAUGGAGAAAUUACUAAAGGUUAUUUAAAAAUGGCGGACACAUCGUCUUCUCACACUACCUCAGAUUAUUGCAACGAAUGUUUUUCUGAUAUUUCAUCUGAAAACUCGUGGUUAGAAAGUGCUGUUGUUGGACAAAAGCCUUGCUCGUUACAUCGACGAAGCAAGAAAAAUAUACUACAAAAAUUGUUCAAUCGAGAGAUCAGGGGCUGCUUAUCUCUGCAUAACUAUGCCUCCGAAGAAAAAUUAUUCAUGGCUAUACCUCCAUGGAGACACUUGUCCCUGACACAUGUUUUUCCCAAAUCUGCUCUUGCGGCAGGGCAUAUUGUGAUGGGGCUAACACAAUGUGGACAAUUUAUAUUAACGUAUACUUACAACAUGGAAGAUACAGGAUACAGCGCAUCAUACAAGUAUUUACUUCAUUGGUGGUCAGUUGUACCUAAUCAUAUUGCCCGAAAAGUAGCAGAAGUUACUCUUUUUGGUAAUUACAACAUCUACAGAGACCUCCUCAUCGUCAUAUCUCAGUGGCCGACAGAGAGAAAUAAGCUGGUUAUACAUGGUGUAUGCACUGAUUCAACACGUCUGCAACCAACAGACAGGGCCUAUCUCACCAUAACGACAGUACCCUCCCUCCAUAAUUGUAAGGAUUGUUUAAAAGUAGCUGCAUCGUACGAAGAAGAAGAAGAUUUGGUUGGAAACUGGGAGGGAUGCAGAUGCAGCUGUUUGAAACACGGUCUCACAGUUCACACAACUUAUGAAGUAAUUUCCCCAUAUCCAAGAUUUCGAGCAGCAGUUUGUUUGAAGUAUUGGAACCAUGUUGUAGUGAACACAGGAAAUUUCUUACAUGUACUCAGUGUAGAUCUGUAUACUGCCAAAUCUAAAUUCCAGACAAACAAUGAUAAAAAUAACACAGUGGUUGUGGACACAGUGCCAUUAGAUGUUAGCGAUGUUGAAGAAUUGGACGAGUCAAAAACUGAGUGUUGGGAUAGUUCAGAAGAAAAGAUUGGUACAUUGGAUAAUGUAACAGUUGACCAAUGUUCCAAAUUCGAAUCAACAGUAGAUUAUUCAUCCACAGACAAUAUGAAUAGAUUUGAUGAACAAUAUUGUAGUGAAAUACGGGUCAAUACUUCAAGCAGUAAUCAAAGUGAAUGUAUCUGUGAUAUUAUCAGACCUAGUGUUAAUUUAAACGGAAAAGGAUGCGAGUGCUUGACUAGUAUCGAGUGUAAGUGCGAAAUUAAAAGUUCUACCUCCCAAUCGGAACAUGCAAUUUCGGUUAGAGACAAAAUAUUACAGGAUUUUUGUGACGAUAUGUCUCAAGAAUUGAAUAUUGGAAGUGACUUGAUUAGUUUAGUUAAACAUCCAUCCUGUUCUCCAAGGUCACCACCACAACGCUUACCUGCUGAUCACCGACAUUCAAGUUGGUCUUCUGCUAUGCUCAAUCCACCUUCUGACAUUUUAAAGACGCGUAAUUCGGAAUCUAGUCAUAAAUUGCCUCGCACUCAACGUUCUAGUUCUCCACAACCCAGUGUUUCUCAAGACAGCUCAAGUGUUAGUAUAACUUCCUUGAACUCUCCUCUUCACACGCUCUCUAUUAGUCCAACAUCUUCAUGUUCAUCACGACUCAUGUCACCUCCAACCACACGCUGGUUUCGGCACUUAAGUCCUCGAAAGAGAGCAAAUCUGCAAUCCCCACCACCAAUUUUAUCCCCAGCACCUCCCAGACCCAGGCCAACACAUAAGCUCACAUUAGAAGCAGAAAAAGCUUAUGAGUUCACAGACGAAGCUCAUGAAACAUGUGAGAAGUUGAGUUCGUUCAGAAAACGUAGACUGGCUGACAAAAAGUAUGAAUUCUGUGACGAGGCUGAAGAUGCCGAAAAUAUUGUUCCUUUCAAACAUCUAAGGGAUCAAUCCAAACACCAUGCAUGCUCGGUCCACCAGCUUGUAUCACCGGUGACAUCUCCAGCUCUCCCUAAUACAAGAAGGCGAAGAAUCGAUUCUGACCAUAGCGACGCUAGUGAACUGAAUUUUACACAAGACAUCACAUCUCUAUCAGACUUUCAAAGCACCGACAUCGCUGAAAAAUAUGUCCUACGACCAUUGAAUCAAAAUCAAAUUUCAUACUCUGCUGGGUGUCGAGACAAAUCAAACAAGAUCCAUGCCAAUGUCUCGCCAUUAGUUCCAAAAGUUACAUUUCAGUAUCCUACCAUAAAGUGUACAGCACAUUUUAAACGCAGCUACGUAGAACUUGAUGACGAAAUGGUAUCUGUUAUCACGGAUGUAGAAGAUGAUGAAACCGGGGGAUAUGUAAGUUAUCAAUGUGUACUUCCGAUGAAUGUCCAUGGAUCUGGGUAUACUCAAAUGCAAAUGGUCAAUAAUAGUAAAGCAGAGAAAAUGCCGAUACCUCACGUAUUAGUGAAUCAGUUGAGCUUUGAUAUAGAGACUUUUUCUCAUCAUGUAGCAGACUGGUUGUGUACACGCUUUGGCAAAAGAUACUGGCACUGUAGUGAUUAUGAUAUUGAAAUAAUUGAUGUUUGUGCUUUGAGCGGAGACGUUAUUUGCCUUCUGAUUAUGAAAAUCGAGGCUAGCGAACUCAGUAAUCAGUCACAGUGUUACCAAGAGAGAAAACAAUACGAAAUUGGAUGUAAAUUCACAUGGAAUAUUGACACAAAUCAAUAUCGAAUAACGAAUGUGCUACCAUUAAUAGAAGUGAAGCCGAAGAUCCAUAAAAGUUACAUCUGGAAUCCAACUAAAUUGAUGGCUCCCCAAAUGCGUCAAAAAAUGCAGCAACCCUAUGCUCACACAGUUAGAUUCCUCCAAAACGUUAUGGCGUUUGCAGGUGAAUCGAUUACGAGGCUACAUGACUUUGAUAACCUUAUAGAGUUAUUCAUUACACCUUUACCUGAGUCUCCAACAAUGUAAUCGUAAUCAUCUGUCUUACAGAAUAUAAAUUAUUGAGAAUGUAA